GCAGCAAAAUGGUCGCCGUGGUGCCGAUCGCACCGAGUGGGCCAUCGCAACCGGCCACGUCGCCCGCCUACAACGUGACCUGGAACAAAAUGUCGUUGGCCACGAGCUUUCUUUUGCUGCUCAACCUUCUUGCCAUGCCCAUGAAAGCGUACUUGUCCGAGGAGCUGCCGUGGUCGCACAUGACGCGACCCGACACGCCGUAUUUGAACCUCUCGUCGCUCGACCCGGCGUUUCUGACGCUCUCCCAAGCGCUCUUUUCGCGCGACACCUUGGCCAGCGUCCCUUCGUUUUACGACAAUACGACGCUGCGCACCGACAUUUACCGCGGCCUCGUCGACGUGCGAGAGAGAGCGCCCGUGGACCGAAGCGACUGCAUUGCGUUCUUUUAUGGCGUCCCCGGCCUCGUCUUUUAUAGUCCAUCGUUCCUAGACGUACUGUGCUCGUUUGCAGCUGUUGACCACCGCAAAGCGACGUUGGCCGAUGAAAUGACGUGGCAGUUUCGUGGCGCGUGUCAGUAUUUGACGUUCUUUGGCCUCUUUGUCGGCCAAGGCUGCUUGUGGCUCAGCGUUGGCGACGAUAUUACCAUGGCGACACCGACACCCGGCGUCUUUACACUGACGUACACGUUUCAGCGCCCCGAGUACGCGCUGUGGCUCUGGUUCAAGUUUGCGUACCGCUGCGGCUUGCUGAUUCUGGUCUUGGUCUUGACGUGGCGCCGCUACUAUCGACACUGCAUGGAGCUUCAACGCAUCGUACGCGCCUUUGGCCACGUGCAUCCACGUUCUAGCGACAAUGACUGGCACUAUGAACUUAUCGUUGGGGAUCCGACCGUGCUAAUUUUGAUGGACCCAAGCGUCUGCGCCAUAUUUUCCAUCGAUGUGUGGCUCAGCGUCCAAUACAUGGGUAUUUCCAUGGUGCGCGCAGCGCAAACCGCCAAUCUCUACAGCUUUUUCUUUGGGUUCUUGUACUAUUCGCGCACGGUGUGGUUUGCCUAUUUUGCGCUGGCGGGGACGUCCCACGCGCUCAAGCGCUAUCGCAAGGAACACUUGUUUGCAAAUAUUGACAAGACAUUGGUCGCCAUCGCGGUGGCAGCGAGCAACGUUCCGCUCACGUAUGUGCAGACGCACACGUCGUUGGUGCGCGUGUACAUGUGGCUCUUUGCGUCUUUGCCGUCGCCCGACCCGUACCAUGAAGUCGACGUUGCGCUUGGCUGCAUCCUCCUCUCGCUCAUCAUUGCCAGCGUACCCGUGCUCUAUGGCUUUGCUCACCGCACAUAUCGAGCGCGCCGAAAGCGACAAACGCCCAACGCAAGGUACACGAGCCAAGCGUUCAAUGGUCUCAAAACACGCUCCGUCUUGUGUCUCGUGCGCGGCUGUGGGCGGCGGUACCCCAAGAACAUGCUCGAGUCGGGCGGCUCCGUCUACGCGGCGAUUCAGUCCGACCCGCGCUAUGCCCAGCACCCGACGCUGAGCCUCCGCAGUGUCGACUGCUACCUGGUCUGCAAAAAACGCCAGGUGCCCAAGCAAACGGUGCGACUCAGCCUCGCACAGAGCUUGGACCGCAACCUUGCGGAUCCAGCGAGUGCAAUUCUCGACGAUGAAACAAGCGAUCGCGCGACCAUCUUUGACCGGCUCGAAGCGACGCCGCAUCCCGGGCCACUUCGGCCGACUUUCAAGCUACAGCAAGGCGUCGUCAAGAGCGUGUGGUUAGCAUGA
This is a messenger RNA of Saprolegnia diclina VS20, 1715 nucleotides long. RefSeq lists its product as hypothetical. The record is from RefSeq and is a predicted model, not a curated record. The transcript has 4 exons. The coding region runs from base 9 to 1715 and encodes 568 amino acids. Lineage: Eukaryota; Oomycota; Saprolegniomycetes; Saprolegniales; Saprolegniaceae.